CUUUUCUUCUUUAUUUCAAACCAUGAGUAGUAUUUAUGUACCGUUUGAAGACCAAAAGAAACAAGAUGCAUCAAUUACACUUCGAGCAAUGGGGAUCCAAUUGGGUAUUAACGUUGGAACAGCACUUGCAGUUAUGAUUGGAUUCAGCUUAUUAAGACCUAGAAAUUCAUUAGUCUAUGCACCAAAAUUAAAAUUUUCUGCAAAAGGAUCUCAACCUCCUUCAAUAAAUUCUAACGAAUGGUUUGCUUGGGUAAAACCAAUUCUACGGAUACCAGAUGAUCAACUAUUAAAAUUAAUUGGAUGCGAUGCUCUUUUAUUUAUUCGAUUCACUCGUCUUUUAAGAAAACUUUUCUUUUUUAUGACUCUAAUUGGUGUUUGUGCAUUAAUUCCAAUAAAUAUAGUAGCAACUAAAUUAACAGGACAAUGGCCUCCACCUUCUGGCAGUAUUGACAUUUUAUCGAUUGCAGGUAUCAAUCUUCAUAAUGGAAAAUUACGUACAGAUCCAAAUACUGCUUGGUAUUGGUCACCGUUUGCUGCUACUUGGCUAUUUUCAAUCAUGAUUGCUUAUUUCAUGUAUAAAGCUUCAUGCGAUUACAUCAAAAUGCGUCAAUAUUAUUUUCGAUUACCUGAGAAUGAAAUCACAAUGAAAUCCUUAAUUGUCAGUCGUAUCCCUGAAACAAUGAGAUCUGAUGACAAGUUAAAAACAUGGAUAGAGUCCACAAAAGCGAUUAAAUACCCUAUUAAAGAUACUAUGAUUGGCUAUCAUAGUUCAAAAUUAACUGAGUUAUUCGAAAAACACGAAAUAGCAGUACAAAAUUUAGAAACUACGUUGGCAUCUUACUUGAAUGAUGGUAAAGAUUCAAACUUAAAAAAUAAAAAAAGACCUACAGUUCGUAUAGGGAGUCGCUUCUUUUGCUUUGGUGGUCAAAAAGUAGAUGCGAUCGACUAUUAUACAAAGGAGGUAUCAGAGUUAGAAAAGGAAAUCAAUGAUUUACGAAAGAGUCAAAAGGCGAAAACUGCUCAUUACGGUUGGGUCUCAUUUGAUAGGAUUGAAUGGGCUCAUGCUACAGAACAAUCUUUAAAAAAGGAGUUAAAUAUUCGUCUAUCACCUACUCCAUCUAACCUUGUUUGGUCUAAUUUACCAUUAGAUGAAAAGACUCGCAAAACAAAACGUUGGAUCGGUCAUGCUGUUUAUUGGGUUUUCGUAUUUGCUUGGAUGAUCCCCAUGGGUACCCUCUCAGCGACGUCUAAUAUCAUUAACCUCAUUCGUCUCAUUCCUAAUUCAGCUGCCUUUAUUGAACACCAUCAAAUCUUAAUGGGUAUCAUUCAGUCUUAUUUUACACCCAUCAUCAUGGCCUUCUUCUUUUAUUUACUACCCAUUAUUUUUCGCUUUUUAUCUAAACAUCAAGGUUAUUGGACACAGACAAGUCUGGAUCGUAAAGUGUUGACAAAACUGUAUAUCUUUUUCAUUAUCAACAAUCUUUUAGUCUUCACACUUACAUCUAUGUUUAUCGGUAUCUAUGGCCAAUUACGAUCUUUGGUGGAGUCAGGUACUUUACCUGGGGGUCAUCAGGGUAUCAGUCUCACCGGAUACGUGAUGCAGGUUGCAAAGAAUAUUGCAGAUGUCUCUACAUUUUGGAUCAACUUUGUUUGUCUUAAAUCUCUAGGACUCACGAUGGAUCUUGCCAUGGUUGUCCCUCUCGUGACUAUUACCGUACGAAAAUUCUUAACUCGUCCGAGUCCUCGAGAGAUACGAGAGAUGGCAAGGCCCCCAUUCUUUGAUUAUCCUCAAAAUUAUAAUCUUCUCUUGUUUUUCUUUACCAUCGCUCUUGUCUAUUCUGCCAUGUCUCCCUUAAUCUUACCUUUUGCUUUUGUUUAUUUCUGUGUUGCGGGCUUGGUCUUCAAGUACAUGCUGAUGUAUAUCUAUGUCACUAAAAUAGAAAGUGGCGGUAAGAUUUGGCCUGUUCUAUUUCAGAUCGUCAUGACGUCCGUCAUCUUCUUUCAAGUAACCAUGAUCAUCAUCCUGACCUUGAAGAACGGUUACCUCCAGGCUUAUAUCCUCAUUCCUUUACCUAUCCUUACCUUGAUCUUUCAAUAUGUCUAUUAUCGUCGUAUGCAUCGUCUUGGAUCUUAUCUGUCGGGUACUGAGCCUAUCCAUCCUGUUGCUAUAGACGAAUCAUUUAUGGGUGAUCAGGAUCACCUGAAGAAAGAAAAGACGAAAAAGAAAAAGCAGAGUCUCGAGAGUCAAUUCCAAGAUCCUGCAUAUCAUGAUCAAUUAUUAGUACCAACCGUUCAUGAUGACGUGAAGCAUCUUUUAAAGGAGGUCUACCAUAACGACAAGGGGGAAACCUAUCAGGAUACGAAAGGGGACCACCCACACCAUCUAUUUCACGAAACGAUCGAGAUGGCUGAAGAUGUCGGUAAACGUAUACUUUAUGACAUGGAUCUGAAUGAAAAUAAGGGAUUCUAUCGUCAUUCUCAUCGAAUGACGCUUUACGAUAAUAACAAUCAACAUUGUCCCAUUCAAUUUGACACCAUCACAGAGAAUGAUAUCUUGUUAGAGGAAUUGAGUGAUAGUCAUGAUGAAGUGCCUCUAUCAAAGAGUUUUAGAAAGGUAUCAAAUGAGGAUAAUAAAGCAGAAGAAAAUGUUGAAACAUUAGCGCUCUUGGCAAGAGAGAAUACAGAACAGUCCUCUUCCUCUAAUGGUCACUACGACUAUGAUCAUGACAGUAGUAUCCUCUAUAAUCAUACUGAACCUUUAGUAGUAGCAGCACUUGAACCAUCCUCCUUUUUAUCCCCACCACCUUUACCUGCACAUAACCCGCCCCUUAUGAAACGUCAAUUACAACAACGACAGGAACGCAAUGUGACCUCAGAAUACAUUGAAUUAUAUUCUUCAUUUACACCUACUGCAAGUGCCGUUGAAUUAAAUACGAAUCAUCAUGAUCUUGUUCCAUCUGUAAUUGAGGAAAAGAUACUGAUAGAAGAAGACGACGACGACGUCGACGAUUUGGAUGAGUCGACGACAUCGGAUAUGAAUACUCAAAUACUUUAUAAAAGAUAUUCAGCGCCCAUUUUCAAAUCAGAGGAUUCAAUAGAGGAAGAAGUAGGUCAUGCUCAACGUUAUUCUUUACCACCCAAUCAUCAUUUUCAAUUUUAUCAACCUUCAUUAGCCAUAACUGUAGAUGAAUCACAAGAUGAUGGAGAGUCCAUUCAAUUAAAACGACCAUCAAGUCUUCCAGAUAUAUUGAAUCAUACUCAUAAAAAUAAUUCAUCAUCUUUACAAAGAAGUAAAACGAUGCCAACACAACAAUCGCAGUAUUCUCAAGAAUUAGAAAAUCCCUUUGAAGACUGUCAUUGUAUAGAAAAAUCACGAAACUCUAUUUCUUGACACUCAUAGCUCCCCCUUUUUUUCAUUAUAAAACUUGAUUCUUUUCUCUUCUAAUAGAUCUAUUAUGUCAAAAAAAAA
This is a messenger RNA of Cokeromyces recurvatus, 3469 nucleotides long. RefSeq lists its product as uncharacterized. Gene Ontology annotation, molecular function: calcium-activated cation channel activity. Gene Ontology annotation, cellular component: plasma membrane. Bases 23 to 3391 code for a protein of 1122 amino acids. Lineage: Eukaryota; Fungi; Mucoromycota; Mucoromycetes; Mucorales; Mucoraceae. The record is from RefSeq and is a predicted model, not a curated record. The transcript has 5 exons.